Messenger RNA from Plasmodium gallinaceum, 1941 nucleotides. RefSeq names its product conserved Plasmodium protein, unknown function. The coding region runs from base 1 to 1941 and encodes 646 amino acids. The record is from RefSeq and is a predicted model, not a curated record. NCBI's taxonomy places the organism in Eukaryota, Apicomplexa, Aconoidasida, Haemosporida, Plasmodiidae. The transcript has a single exon. Gene Ontology annotation, cellular component: membrane; endomembrane system.
AUGGGUUCUUCGUUAAGUAUUCCAACUCCUACAAAUAAUGAAGUUAACAAUUCAAAUAAUCCUAAUGCCAAUGAAAAUCAGAGAGUACCUUUUUUUCAAAAGUUAAUAUCAAUUAUCGUUCAAAUGCUAAUUAUGCAUUUAGUUAUGUAUUUUAUAUCAGGAGGAAAGAAUAAAAUAAUGCAAAGAGGUGGAACAAUAGAAGGGAAUAAUUUAUUUUUAAAAAAUAGUUUUGAACAUGGUGAUAUAUUUGACGUAUUUAUAUUUUUAAGUAAUAAUCAUUCUAUAGAUUUUGAAUAUUUAAAAAGAAAUAGUACAUUAAUUCAUGUAAAAGAAAAAGAAUUAUAUAUAUAUAAAAAAUUUAGUAAAUAUGAAAAUAUUGAUUAUAGUUUUUAUUUAAAUGAUUCAUGGAAUGGUGAAAAAUAUAUAAGUGUUGCUGUAAUACCUAUAUACUUUUAUGAAAAACGUAAUUAUCCUUUAAGUGAUAGCAUUAUAAAAGAUGAAUUUAAAGAUCAAGUUUUAGUGGAUAAUAUACCUUUAACUAUAAAGAUGUUUCCAUUUGAGUCAGAAGAAGAUGAAAAAUAUAAUUUGAUAACAAGAGAUUACAAGAAAUCUGAAGAAAAAAUUAAAAAAGAGUUAUAUCAUAUAAAAAAAAGAAUAGAUAUUAAUAUUAUAUAUGAUCAAGGAAAACAUCGAAUUAAUGACUUUAAUAUGCCACAUUUGAAAAACUGGAAAAUUAACUUAAAUACAAAAACAUAUACACCUCCAAUUUAUUUAUCAGAUUUUUGGUUAAUAGAAUCUGACUACUAUGUAUUGGAUGAUCAGUUAUUAAAAGAUAAAGAUAAAAGGACAAAUUAUGUUUGUGAAUAUGAUCCAUAUAUUUUAAAAAAUGAUGAUUAUAAUUUUAUAAUAGAGAGAAAUGAAGAUGAGAAUAAAAAACUAAAUAUUGUAAUAAAUUAUAGUACAUGUAGUUUUAUGUAUUUUAUGUUUACAAAACAAAUGAGUAGUUCUUUAUCAAAAAUGGAACAAAAUAAUGGUUUUUCAAUUCAGAAUAUAACAAACACAACAGCAACAAAAGAAAUUAAUAUGAUGAAAAAAAUUUUUAUGACUACUAAUAUUUAUAUGUUAAUUUUUUCAUUUCUCUUUAUAUUACUACAUUCUAUUUUCUCAUUUUUCGCCUUCAAAAAUGAUAUGCAAUUUUGGUAUCAAAACGAAUCUAUGGAAGGGUUGUCAGCACUUAGUGUAAUAACCACUUUUGUGUGUGACAUUAUAUUAGCUUUAUAUUUAUAUGAUUCAGAAAAUACUUCUUGGUUAUUAUUAUUUGAAAUGUUUAUAGGUGUUGCAUUAUCUGCCUGGAAAGUAACAAAAGCAGUUCAUAUUUCUUUUAGUAAAAAAUAUCCAUAUAUAAUUAUAAAAGAUAAAAAAAAUUAUACUGAAUCUAUGACUAAAAAAUAUGAUAAAAUAGCUAUAAAAUAUGUGGGAAUUGUUUUAAUACCUUGUUUUAUUGGUUAUGCUAUUUACUCUCUUUUUCAUUAUAAAUAUAAGUCAUGGUAUUCUUAUAUUAUUUCAGUAUUAGCUGGAACUGUUUACACAUUUGGUUUUGUUAUGAUGACACCUCAACUUUAUAUUAAUUAUAAACUGAAAUCAGUUGAACACUUACCAUGGAAAGCACUAAUAUAUAAAUCACUAAAUACUUUUAUAGAUGAUGUUGCUUUUUUUUUGAUUGAUAUGCCAUGGAUGCAUAAAUUAUCAUGCUUCCGUGAUGACAUUAUAUUUCUUUGUUAUAUUUAUCAAAGAUGUAUUUAUAAAGUAGAUAAAAAUAGAAAUCAAACACUCUCUCAAAAACAGGAACAAGAGAAAAAUGAAAUUGCAGAUGAAAAUACUAAAAUAAAAGAAUCGGGUCAUCUUCAAAAUUAUAAUAAAUGUGAUAAAAAAAAAGAUUAA